UGACCAGCGCCUUCCUCAUGUGCUUCAGCUAACUUUUUCUCUUUCUCAUUUCCCCAACCAUCUUCUAGGCUUUUACUGUCGCUCUCUGCUCCAUUUGUGUAUCCCACUCUAUAUAUCUCAGGAUUGUAAUGGAAGCUGCCCCGGAUGCCCUCAACCCGGCCACCACCGAGACUCGAAAGGGAACGCCUGCUGUAAGGGCCGCGAAAGACAUUGCUUUUGGUAGCGCUGCAGGAAUUGCGUCUAAGUUUCUCGAGCAUCCAUUCGACCUGACGAAAGUACGGCUACAAGCUCAGGUUCUCGAUGCAUCUGCACGUUUCAAGGGCCCGUUAGACUGUCUAUCACAGACAUUCAAGAAGGAAGGCAUUAGAGGCCUUUAUAGAGGCCUUCCAGCGCCCAUAGUGGGCGCCAUGGUCGAAAAUGCAGCUCUUUUCCUCUCAUACGGAGAACUUCAAAAUGCUGUUCGAUGGGCAAGCGGUACACAAACUACACAGGCGCUCUCGCUACCUCAGUUGGCUCUAGCGGCUGCAGGAGCAGGCGCCAUCACUAGUACCCUUUUAACUCCAAUUGAGCUUGUUAAAUGUAAAAUGCAAGUUCAGAUGCUCAUCUCACCCUCCAUACCUCCCACCGUCCUCGCAUCAUCCACAUCCAUACCUCUCAGCGCCGCCGCCACCGCCACACUCCCACCUUCCUCUGCUGCAGCCGCCGCCGCAUCCCUUCGGGCUCUCCCAGGUCCUCUCGAAAUCAUCACCAGCAUCUACCGUCAAUUCGGCCUGCGAGGUUUCUGGCUUGGCCACACCGGUACACUCAUCCGAGAAACUGGAGGUUCCGCCGCGUGGUUCAGCACCAAAGAAUUCGUCGCUUCUCUCCUGAUCGCUCGUUCUCCCCCUUCACUUGACAGUUCAGUUUCGAGAAGACGGAGGGAUCUCAAGUCGUGGGAGAGCGCGUUCAGCGGAGCGUGUGCGGGGGCUUCGUAUAAUCUUGCGUUGUUCCCUGCGGAUACGGUGAAGAGCACGAUGCAGACGGAGGCGGAGUUGAGGCCUGGGUCGCAACAGGGAAGGAGUUUUUGGGCGGUGGGGAAGGAGAUGUGGGCGAAGCAGGGGCUUAGAGGGCUUUAUGCGGGGUGUGGAAUAACGAUUGCAAGGUCUAUACCGAGCAGUGCUAUCAUCUUCUGCAUCUAUGAUGGACUGAUGACGAGGUUUGGGUGACGGACGGACAACUCGAUGAUGGAGGGAAGGAGGCAGCGAAGAGGAGAGAGAUCAUGGAGAGAGGAGUAAUGGAAUGAAGUCGAGGGCUGUAUACCCGCCGAACUAUGCUCGCUGCAUAUUGCAUUGUAUCUUUCUUGUGCGCAUUUCCAUAGACUGCCCAUUCCAUAGAUUAUAACAUCAAUAUUGUUCGACU
Messenger RNA from Stereum hirsutum FP-91666 SS1, 1398 nucleotides. RefSeq names its product mitochondrial carrier. Bases 129 to 1205 code for a protein of 358 amino acids. Lineage: Eukaryota; Fungi; Basidiomycota; Agaricomycetes; Russulales; Stereaceae. The record is from RefSeq and is a predicted model, not a curated record. The transcript has 4 exons. Gene Ontology annotation, biological process: mitochondrial L-ornithine transmembrane transport. Gene Ontology annotation, molecular function: L-ornithine transmembrane transporter activity.